Molecule: messenger RNA, 3848 nt
Organism: Menidia menidia (Atlantic silverside)
Lineage: Eukaryota; Metazoa; Chordata; Actinopteri; Atheriniformes; Atherinopsidae
Source: the annotation of a GenBank genome assembly
CACGCCUCAGAAGGACAGGUUGCGUUUUCCACCUUUUUUCCCCACUUUCCCUGCUAUCCCCGCGUCUCCGCGCGCACUGUGGACGCUCAGGUAUUUAGGCGGAAAGUGGGGGCAAUAAGCUGCGAGAGGCCCGAUCCACGAAAUAAGAGCAAAUGAAGGGCCUGGGAGGUUGGCGAAAGAAAAAGUGAGCGCAGGGGGAGGGCGGGCCACCUGUGACGGCGAACCAGCCUCUGCGUGGCUUUCAGUGGGUGUUGGAGAGUGUACAGAGGCGUUUAAAGUCCACCGGGAUCAUUUCGAAGUCCAGGAAACGUCAAAAUCCUGUCCACAGUGGUGAUUUUUUUCCACGAACACAGGUUUCUCAUACCCCCCGCACACACACACACCUCUGUAGAGAGCAUGUAUCUUCGUACACGUCUGUAUCGGCCGGAGGGGGUCUGUCUGAAGAGGCACUCGGCGGAGAUGCAGGGAGCUCAGUCUUCGGCGCACCUCCUGCUGCUGAGCUGCCUGUGUGCAGCCACGGCUGGCUUCCCGUUCCGAACGCCCCAGGACCUGGAUGUGACUCCGCGUGUCACCGUGCUGAGCAGUGGUCUCCAGGGAAGGCGUUUUCGGUCUUCUGCAGUCAACUACAGCACUGUGCUGCUGGAGGAGGACAGCGGGCGUCUCUACGUCGGGGCCCGGGGGGCUGUAUUUGCUCUCAACGCCUCUGACAUCUCAUCUAACUCUACUCGCACAAUUGAGUGGGAGGCCUCCCCUGAACAGAAACACGAGUGCCUGCUGAAAGGAAAAGACAACAGGACGGAGUGUUUUAAUCACAUCCGCUUCCUGCAGAGAUUUAACUCAACUCAUCUCUACAUGUGUGGGACUUAUGCCUUCAGACCCCUCUGUGCUUACAUAAAUGAGGAGAGAUUUGUAAUGUCAUCAGAGCCCGAGGAAGGCAGGGACAAAUGUCCUUACGGGCCAACAACAGGUUACACUGCUCUCAUUAUAGACCAGCAGAUGUUUACAGCUACUCAGUAUGAAUUCCGGAGCUUUCCAGAUAUCCGGCGUAACUCCCCAUCUCCUACUCUGAAGACUGAGGAUGCUCCCACACGCUGGCUGAAUGACGCACACUUUGUGGGAUCGGCGCUCGUUAGAGAGAGUUUGGACGGCAACACCGGGGAGGACGAUAAAAUCUACUUUUUCUUCACCGAGAAGAGCCAGGAGCAGGCCGCAGCGUACAGUCACAGCAGGGUGACGCGCGUUGCCCGGGUUUGUAAGGGAGACAGAGGAGGUCAUUUAACUCUCCAGAAGCGGUGGACAUCCUUCCUGAAGACCAGGUUGUCUUGCUCCCUGCCUGAAUAUGACUUCCACUUUAAUGUGCUGCGCAGCGUGUUCACUAUGCCCGGCCUCACGCCUCGGGACACUCUCUUCUAUGGAAUCUUCGGCCUGGAGUGGAAAAACGUGAAGGCAUCUGCAGUGUGUCGGUUCUCUCUGCCUGAAGUCCAAGAGGCCUUUGAAGGACCUUACAUGGAGAACAAGGACUCUGACUCAAAGUGGAAAGAAUACACGGGAAAGAUCCCUGAUCCACGGCCUGGAACGUGUAUAACUGACACUCUUAGAGCCAGGGGCAUAGACAUCUCCACCUCCCUGCCUGAUGAUGUGCUGGAUUUUGUCAGACGCCACCCUUUGAUGUCCCAACAAGUCGAGCCAUUAGAUAGACGUCCACUUUUGUUCAGGAGGACAACGGACUACACGCAUAUGGCAGCACACGUGGUCCAGGGUUUAGAUGGACAAAUGUACCACGUUUUAUACAUGGGGACAGAUGAGGGCUGGUUACACAAAGCUGUGGAAGUCAACGGUCAGCUGCUCAUCAUUGAGGAGCUGCAGCUGUUUGAUGAACCCCAACCUGUCACCAGUCUGCAGAUAUCCACAAAGCAGAUGAGUGUGUAUGCGGGCUCUCCGUCAGGCAUGGUCCAGCUGCCGCUCUCUAAUUGUAGCAGGUACACUUCCUGCUACGACUGUAUCUUUGCCAGGGACCCACACUGUGCCUGGAAUGGAGCCACAUGUACAGAUGUAACCGCACGGUCAGACAGAUCCUCUUUGAUCCAAGACAUCCAGCAAGGGAGGAUAGGAUGUGAAGAAGCACAAUACAAUGUUGUCCAGCGGAGCCGCAGUGUGCGGGUGGGCGAUGACGUCCUGCUGCAGUGUGAGCUCAGUUCCAACCUGGCAACGCCCCUGUGGACACUGGAUGGCGAGGAGGUGCAGGGCUACGACCUGAACUCCGGUUUCAGAACCGGCACGGACGGCCUGCUGAUCAUCGAGGCUCGGCAGGAGAAGAGCGGCCUCUACACCUGUCACGCUGUGGAGAACGGCAUCAGGGUGGCCGUGGUGGCCUACAACGUGACCAUCAGCCUUGGCCAGCCCCCUCCCCCUCCAGUGGAACCAGGUCACAGGCUGUCCACCACCCGUCUAGCCCCACCACCUGAGCAUCCCUCAUCUCAGGCACCCCCGUUACCCCCCACCCACUCAGAGCGACUGUCCCCCAGGAACAUGGAGACCGUGUACCUGUCCCUCGUCACCAUCCUGGGAGGAUUGUGUGUGGUGCUCGCCGUCGUGCUCACCUAUGUGGGCUUUUGUUUGCGAGUGGGCAACAGAGGGAAGUACUCUUUGCGUGCUGCUGCCGCAGCAUACCCGAGCAGCAAGAGAAGCAGGAGCAGAAAACAUCACCGGAACUCCUCCCACAUGGAGCUAAAGACCAUCUCCAGUCACUGUAACGGCAACGGCGUCUGCAACGGAGGCUCAAAGCUACAUAACGGCGGCAUAGAGGAGGGAGGCUUUCUGCAGAUUGUCCCCGGAGAGGGCGAGACGUCCACGAAGAAGGAGCCUCCGCCCGCAGCCCCCCCCCUCCCUCCCGCCCCUAAUAUCCCCUCUCCAGAGUGUGACUUCCCCAGCGGGCUGUCCGCCACAUUGCCCACCGUCCUGAGGAGGAUGAACGGGAACAGCUAUGUCCUGCUGAGGCAGAGUGACUCUGAGAACACCUCGCCGCUCUGCUCCUCCUUUGCGGAGGAGCUCAACAGGAUCCUCGAGAAGAGGAAACACACUCAGCUGUUGCCCAGGCCGGACGAGAGCUCUGUGUAGAGACAUGGGGGGGGGGCGCGUUUUUACUCGGUGCCUGUCACGUGACUCAAUGUUGUGGACUCAGUAGUCUUAUCUACAUUGCUUAUGUCGGCGUUUUUGAGAAGUCCACGUUUAGACAUUCCAGCUUUUUCAACCCUUGUGCUACCUGAAUUCCCAAAUUUGUUCAGCACAAAACAAAUGAAAAUGAGAGAAAAUCCCUGAAGGGCCGACCACGUGACAGAAAAAAAGUGCCAUCUACCUCACCGAUAUAUUGCCCAGAGAAUCAUGUGCAGUCAAGCCUGUCAUCCGAUCCAAAAAACAGUGCUGAGAUCUCAUCCAUAGAAAGUUAUCUGAUCUAAAAACUCUAGCAACAUGGGUAUAUGAAUAUAUGUCAGAAGUGGAUUUAGACGAGAGGGCAGCUAGCCAAAGUUUGUUUGCGCAGAGAAGUGCACAGAUGGCCUAUGCAUUUUUAAAACAUGACUUUCAUCCAUUAUGAAUAUUGAUGGAAAUGGACAUGGUGAGCCAUGUUAAGUGGUGUACACUUAAAAAAAAACUUACAGCCGAUGUAUAAAAGUAUUUUAUUUCCGAACUGCAAUCACUGCCAACCAAGUAGUGUCAUCCUUUGUUUACUGGCCACGUGGAUGCUAUGGUGAUACUUGAUACCCUUUAGCUGUUUCCCGAGUGAGCCACUCGUUCUGUGGACUGAAUGCACAGCAGACAGCAGCAAGGGCUGCAUCCUGUAUGCGUUUGUG